Molecule: messenger RNA, 1137 nt
Organism: Coregonus clupeaformis (lake whitefish)
Lineage: Eukaryota; Metazoa; Chordata; Actinopteri; Salmoniformes; Salmonidae
Product: dihydropteridine reductase
Exons: 7
Coding region: 117-827 (236 amino acids)
Biological process (GO): tetrahydrobiopterin biosynthetic process; L-phenylalanine catabolic process
Cellular component (GO): cytoplasm
Molecular function (GO): NADH binding; 6,7-dihydropteridine reductase activity; NADPH binding
Source: RefSeq, a predicted model, not a curated record
UCUCUCUCUCUAUCUCUCUCUCUCUCUAUCUCUCUCUCUAUCUCUCUCUCUCUGUACGGUAGCUGUCGUGUUUUGUGAAAUAGUAAUCAUUGCUUGAAGCGCAUAGUAAAGAAAGCAUGACUGCCAGUCGGGUACUCGUUUACGGAGGAAGAGGUGCAUUGGGUAGCAAAAUUGUUCAGCAUUUCACUUCUAAAGGAUGGUGGGUAGCCAGCGUCGAUAUCGUUGCCAAUGAGGAGGCAAACGCGAACGUGCUGGUGAAGUUGUCGGAGUCAUUUACCGAGCAAGCGGGACAGGUGACAGCAGAUGUGGCCCAGUUGCUAGGGGACCAGAAAGUGGAUGCCAUCUUGUGUGUGGCAGGCGGAUGGGCGGGAGGCAAUUGCAGCUCCAAAGACCUGUACAAAAACACAGACAUGAUGUGGAAACAGAGUGUGUGGACCUCUACCAUCUCUAGCCAUCUGGCUGCUGUGCACCUGAAGCAGGGUGGACUGCUGACUCUGGCUGGGGCUAAAGCAUCACUGGGUGGUACUAGCAGCAUGGUGAGCUAUGGCAUGGCCAAGGCAGCAGUCCACCAGCUCUGUCAGAGUCUAGCAGGAGAAGACAGUGGGAUGCCCCCUGGAGCUGUGGCUGUAGCCAUACUACCGGUAACCUUGGAUACGCCAAUGAACAGGAAGUUCAUGCCUGAUGCAGACUUUGGUUCCUGGACACCGCUGGAGUACAUUGCAGAAACUUUCUUCAGUUGGGCCACCGGUGCGGAUCGUCCAGCGUCGGGCAGUCUGAUGCAGCUCACCACCACCGGAGGCAAGACACAGGCCCUACCCACACAAUAAGACACAGGCCCUACCCACACAAUAAGACACAGGCCCUACCCACACAAUAAGACACAGGACCUACCCACACAAUAAGACACAGGCCCUACCCACACAAUAAGACACAGGACCUACCCACACAAUAAGACACAGGCCCUACCCACACAAUAUAGGAGAGAGAAGUGGAGAGAGAGCGAGAGAGAGAGAGAGAGGGAUGAAAUGAGUCACAAUGAGAAAGGACUGAAGGAUGAGAUACGCUACAUGACCAAAAGUAUGUGGACACCUGCAUUAAUAUGGAGUUGGUCCCACCUUUGCUGCUAUAACAGCCUCC